Molecule: messenger RNA, 1712 nt
Organism: Octopus sinensis (East Asian common octopus)
Lineage: Eukaryota; Metazoa; Mollusca; Cephalopoda; Octopoda; Octopodidae
Product: zinc finger protein 271-like
Exons: 3
Biological process (GO): regulation of transcription by RNA polymerase II
Cellular component (GO): nucleus
Molecular function (GO): DNA-binding transcription activator activity, RNA polymerase II-specific; RNA polymerase II cis-regulatory region sequence-specific DNA binding
Source: RefSeq, a predicted model, not a curated record
GGUAAAUCAUUCUCUGAAAAUGGUACUUUCACUAAACACAAACGCAUUCAUACAGGAAAGAAGCCAUUUCAUUGUAAGAUCUGUGGCAAAUCAUUCAUUGAAAGUGGUAACUUGAAUAACCAUAAGCGUGUUCAUACAGGAGAGAAACCACAUCAUUGUGAUAUCUGUGGUAAAACAUUCUCUCAAAGUAAUGGCUUAACUAGACACAAACGUAUUCAUACAGGAGAGAAGCCAUAUCAUUGUAAUAGCUGUGGUAAAUCAUUUUCUGAAAACACCACUUUAACUAUUCACAAAUAUACUCAUACAAGCGAGAAGCUAUAUCAUUGUGACAUCUGUGCUAAAACAUUCUCUUGUAGUAGCCACUUGACUAAACACAAACACCAGCGUAUUCAUACAGGGGAGAAGCCAUAUCAGUGUGAUAUCUGUGGUAAAUCAUUCACUGCAAACAGUGACUUGACUAGACACAAGCGUGUUCAUACAGGAGAGAAACCCUAUCAUUGUGAUAUCUGUGACAAAUCAUUUUCUGAAAGAGGUGUCUUAACAAGACACCAGCAUAUUCAUACAGGGGAGAAGCCAUAUCAGUGUGAUAUCUGUGGUAAAUCAUUCACUGCAAACAGUGACUUGACUAGACACAAGCGUGUUCAUACAGGAGAGAAACCCUAUCAUUGUGAUAUCUGUGACAAAUCAUUUUCUGAAAGAGGUGUCUUAACAAGACAUCAUCGUAUUCAUACAGGGGAGAAGCCAUAUCAGUGUGAUAUCUGUGGUAAAUCAUUCACUGCAAACAGUGACUUGACUAGACACAAGCGUGUUCAUACAGGAGAGAAACCCUAUCAUUGUGAUAUCUGUGACAAAUCAUUUUCUGAAAGAGGUGUCUUAACAAGACAUCAUCGUAUUCAUACAGGGGAGAAGCCAUAUCAGUGUGAUAUCUGUGGUAAAUCAUUCACUGCAAACAGUGACUUGACUAGACACAAGCGUGUUCAUACAGGAGAGAAACCCUAUCAUUGUGAUAUCUGUGACAAAUCAUUUUCUGAAAGAGGUGUCUUAACAAGACAUCAUCGUAUUCAUACAGGGGAGAAGCCAUAUCAGUGUGAUAUCUGUGGUAAAUCAUUCACUGCAAACAGUGACUUGACUAGACACAAGCGUGUUCAUACAGGAGAGAAACCCUAUCAUUGUGAUAUCUGUGACAAAUCAUUUUCUGAAAGAGGUGUCUUAACAAGACACCAGCAUAUUCAUACAGGGGAGAAGCCAUAUCAGUGUGAUAUCUGUGGUAAAUCAUUCACUGCAAACAGUGACUUGACUAGACACAAGCGUGUUCAUACAGGAGAGAAACCCUAUCAUUGUGAUAUCUGUGACAAAUCAUUUUCUGAAAGAGGUGUCUUAACAAGACACCAGCGUAUUCAUACAGGGGAGAAGCCAUAUCUGUGGUAAAUCAUUCUCAAAAGAAUCCCACUUCAGUAGACAUAUGAGUAUACACACACAUGUGUGACUAUAUAGGUAUUAAAAUUUUUUACAACAUGCCUAAAAUUACUUCUAGUUUUUCUACAAAGAGACAGGGAUUUUUUUUAUCUCUUCAAAUUUCAUGUUAUCAACUUCAAUUUCAUCAAUGUCAACAUCAAAUUCAGCAAAGACUUUGAUUUCUGAAGAUGGUCAUGCUGGAGUUUUGAGGAAUUUGUUAUUAGAGAAUAAAGAAACGGGAAUAAUGAAUAAAAACU